AUGUCAGUCGAAGAAGAAACAGAAUAUCCGUCUUUUCCAUCUCCACAAGUCGAUCCUCAACAUUUUUCUGCUCGUUGUCGUUCAGUAUCUCGAAGACGUGGUCGUAGUUUGAAUUCUGCUCGCGUUCAAAGUCUUAACCGUACUGCUAAACGUGAGACUUCCACACCAAAACAAACGCGUUCUAGUGACCGUAGUUCAAAUCAAUCGUCAACCAACAAUCAAUCAUCAAUUCGCACCAAAGAAAUAAAAGGAAAUGUUGCUACCCCUCUUGUUUCACCUAUUCCAUCAUCAAAUCCACCUGAUCGUUCUCAAUCGCCGGUUUCACCAUUGCCUUUCGACUGUCCAUCGGAUGAUGAACAACAUAAAAAACAAAAGGAUAACGAAAAUCCUUAUCAAUCAAUCGCUAUUGAUCAAAAUGUUGUUUAUUUUAUUGAUAGUUAUAUACAUCCAAAACCAUUCAUGUUAGCCAUUGGUCGUAAUCGUAAUGGUAUAUUAAAACUAAUACCAACAUAUAAAAUUCGACAUUGUUUUCUAUUUCAACAAAGUAGUCAUUUAGAUAUUGAUUUUAUUGAGCAACAACAAUUAAAACUUGAUACGAAUUAUCCAUCAGUUGAUUUUCGACGUUAUCAAAAUGAUCAAUCUAUGGCUUUCACCUAUCAACCAAUUAAUUCUAUUCGAAAUAUUUUAUUAUACAGAGUUUCUCGAUUACUUGUCGAUCUUGAUCAAAAUGAUGAUACACCGAUUUUAAUAUGCAUUGAUGAAAUUCGUGCAGGUGCUAUUAUAUAUCUUCUUACAAAUUUAAUGGAACAAUUCAAUAUUGAUAAUACAGUUGAUAUAUUUCAUCAAGCAAGAAAAAUUGCUUAUUCUUGUCCGGCAUUCAGAACGGAAGAUGAUUUUAGAGAUAUGUAUGAAUGGAUUAAAAUUUGGACAGACCAUGAUCUAAAAAGUCAAACGAAUUGA
Rotaria sp. Silwood2 is the source of this 960-nucleotide messenger RNA. The record is from the annotation of a GenBank genome assembly. NCBI's taxonomy places the organism in Eukaryota, Metazoa, Rotifera, Eurotatoria, Philodinida, Philodinidae.